Molecule: messenger RNA, 5084 nt
Organism: Hemibagrus wyckioides
Lineage: Eukaryota; Metazoa; Chordata; Actinopteri; Siluriformes; Bagridae
Product: CD209 antigen-like protein C
Exons: 5
Coding region: 3145-3843 (232 amino acids)
Biological process (GO): biological process involved in interspecies interaction between organisms
Cellular component (GO): external side of plasma membrane
Molecular function (GO): D-mannose binding; fucose binding
Source: RefSeq, a predicted model, not a curated record
UCAUUGCACAUGUUCUUUUUCUUUUUCGGCGCUAAGUGUCCUGUUUUUGUGUUGUCUUUUUGUACUUAUUGGCUUCUGUCUGUUCAUUCAGAGCUUACUGGGGAAAUGAUAGCCUUGAUGGAAGACAGGAGGAAGGAGGAAAACCGAGUCUCUUGCUUGACUAGGAAGGAAUAUAGCUAUCAGAAAUCCUGCUGCUCUGUAGCCUGGUAUUAUAAAAACAACAGAAAGGAGAGAUUAGAAUAAAGAGACUGGAAGCAUUUUAAGGGAAGCAGGAGGAAAGAAACAUGUUCAUCCCCUUCUGCACUAUGUUAGCUAAAAAUUAAUUUAGUCUUGUAUCAAAAGUAUCUAAAAGUCCCAUGCUACAUUCAUACUUUUUUAUGCUACCUUUUUAAAGUAUUCAUGCAACUGGCUUCUUCACUGAUUUCAGUUCUUAACUUCUUUGUAGUGAGCUAUAAAAUGUGUCACGCUCACAUGCCCUUUGUAUCCAGGACAUGAUCAUUUGGAAGAAAUGACCAAACAUUGGAAAUGAAAACACUCUGAUGAACAUGUAACCAGAAAACUGGCAAGUUCUCGCUAGACAAUGGACUCCUUCAAGUACAACUGGCAGGUCCAUGGCGAUCAGAUUAACCAUGUUGGGCUUGGGGAUCUUCAGUGGAUCUUUUAGUGUGUCUGAAGAAUCGGACAGCAUGAACUGCAAAGCCUCUGGAUCGAACUUCUCCCAGGUCUUAUAGAACAUCUCAAAGUCUUUCUCUCAUAAAAGCUCGCUGCUCUCCUCCGUUGCCACUUUCUUUUUUAACAUAGGCGAAGUUGGACAUGUGUGGGAAAAUUUUUUGAAACAUUUGCUUUCCAUGCGUCUAAUCAUUAAGUACAUCUGAAUCAGUAAGGGUAGGUUAAAAUUUACCUUAAUCAACUUAUCAACUUGAUUUCUUUCCUUUAGUCUUUAAGACAAAUCUAAUUCAGUUUUAAUCAUUAAAACUAACAAAGAGACAUUGCUAGGUAAAUCGAGACAAAGUGUUUAAUCAUUAAACUUACUCAGGUAUGCUUAAUCAAGUGAUGAUUUUAAGGUAAUAUAACUAAGUUGCUUCGAUCAUUUCCAUAAACAAUGUUGUCUGUCUAAUUAUCGUAUCUAAUCUACGGGUUAUCUGAUUAUCUAAUAAUGCUUUCAGUAUUAAGCACCUUUCAUAAUCAUUAGUCAACAGCUAAACUUAUAGCAAAUAGAUGCAAAAAAGAGAGAUGAGCAAAACCAUCUGAGUCAUCGUUAGUUAGAAUUAUUUGAACUUUCUGGCGCCUAUGGUCUGGCUUUGGCGUAAACAACAUAAGGGCACAAGCUCGCAUAAUAUAGCAUAUUAUGGCGCUGGCUCCACUGAGACCGAAAAAACAUGUUGAUGAAGAUCCAGAAUCCUUGGGCUUAGGGACGAGAACACCAUAACAGGUUUAUCUGACAUGUUCGAGAGAGAGCGUAAGGUCAAUCUAAAAAUAAUUAAAGUUUAUAUAAAUUGCAUAUAAUCAAUUUGGAUUGGCUAGAUACGUGGGAGCUAAACCAUUUAGAGCCUUGUAUGUGAGUAGUGCUAGUUUAUAAUCAAUUCUAAGUUUAACAGGUAGCCAGUGCAGGGAUGAUAAUAUUGACGUUAUAUGAUCAAAUUUUCUUGAUCUGGUAAGAACUCUGGCGGCUGCAUUCUGGACCAACUGUAGCUUGUUUAUUGAAGAUGCAGGACAACCACCUAGUAAUGCAUUACAAUAGUCCAGUCUGGAGGUCAGGAAUGCAUGAACUAGCUUUUCUGCAUCAGAUACAGAUAAAAUGUUCCUAAGCUUGGCAAUAUUUCUAAGGUGGAAGAAGGCUGUUUUUGUGAUAUUGGAAAUAUGAUUAUCAAAGCACAAGUUGCUGUCUAAUAUUACAUCCAGGUCUUUCACUGUUGAGCUAGUAGUAAUAGUACAUCCUUCUAAAUGCAAGCUGAAUUGUGAGAGCUUCUGUGUACUGGUUUUUGGACCAAUAAGUAAUAACUCUGUCUUACCAGAAUUUAGUAAUAGAAAAUUAUCGGUCAUCCAAUCUUUUAUAUCUUUGACACACUCAGUUAAUCUGGACAAUUUAGAUUUCCUCUGGUUUUGAUGAGACAUAUAACUGGGUAUCAUCGGCAUAACAAUGGAAACUAAUCCCAUGUCUUCUAAUGAUGUUAUCCAAGCGAAGCAUGCAUUACACUGGACAGUUCUCCAUUUACAUCUACAAAAUAGUAUCGAUCAGACAGGUAGGCUCUAAACCAUUCAUAAGAUCCAUAAACCAUAAGAUCAAGCAGGACUAAAAUGGAGAUGCAGCCUUGGGCCGAAGCUAAAAACAAGUAAUUUGUGAUUUUAACUAGUGCAGUUUCUGUACUAUGAUGGGGCCUAAAACCUGACUGAAAUUCUUCAAAGAUGUUGUUUUCCUGUUAGAAGGAUCAUAUUUUAGCUGACACCACCUUUUCUAAUAUUUUAGAUAUAAAUGGAAUAUUUGAAAUCGCUCAAAAAUAUAAACAGUAGCAAAUCAAGGAAAUGAAUCGAGCACAUCACACAUACAUCACAUACAUCACACAUACAUCACAUACAUUACAAAUACAUCACACACAUUACAAAUACAUCACACAUACAUCACACACAUGCAACUAAGGUUUGCCAAAGUUGGAAGAGACGACUCUGUGUGCAUUUACAAAGAAAUGCUAAUCCUCUAGAGGAAGUUUAGUUAGUAAAUCAAGCUGCAUUUUGCUCAAAAGAAAGUGUUAAUUUCCUCUAUGUCUGGAGAAUUUUCCAGACAUCCUGCAGUCUGCACACUAAUAACCUCAAUAAUGACACCUGUGCAGCCAGCAGAGACAACAUGACACACACCACAGUGUUAGAUUAGUGUGAUAUCUACACCCAAGUUGCACUUCCUCCAUCCGCUUAAAUAUAUCACUGACGCACACACACACACACAGACACACACACACGCACACACACACACACACACACACACACAUACUCAUGCUAUCUACAUGAUAGUUGUAUAAUGUAGUGUAGACUUCAAGACUGCUGUAAUUUUAAAUUCUACCAGGUCUAUAGGAGAAUAUUUAUAUAUAGGAGAACACACACUUGUAACCCAGGAUUACCUCAGAGAUCAGAACAGACAGGAGUUUAGAUAUGCGUAAUAUGCGUUCAAGAGAUGAUGGUUCACCAGAAUGCGAAUACGCAAAUUGGGAGAAACCCCGGAAUACCAGGAACGUAGACAAGCAGGAUCCUCAAUGCUCAGGAGGUGAUACAGCAUGGAGCAGAUGUUCCAGGUUGAUGGCAGUGUGUGCAGCGCUGCUGUGUGUUCUCCUGCUGAUCGUCGCUAUACUGCAAUCAAUAAAACUCAACAACAUGACCGAGGAAAGAGACCGGUUGCAGUUCAGUUAUGACAGCAUGACCUCAAGGAGAGACCAGCUUCAUGCUGAGAGAGAUAAACUGCAGAAGAUGUUGAAUUAUACCAUCCAGCAGCGUCUGAGAUACUUCACCACAAAGCGCAUGGGCUGGAACGAGGCAAGACGGGAAUGCAGAUCAAGAGGAGCCGACCUUGUGAUCAUCAACAACCAAAAAGAACAGGAGUACCUCAGUCAGAUGGUUAUUGGUGAGGCUUGGAUUGGUCUCAGUGACAGUGCUGAAGAGGGGAAGUGGACGUGGGUGGAUGGUACAAAUAUAACCACGGGGUUCUGGUGGCAAGGAGAACCAAAUAACUAUGAGCAAAAGGAGGACUGCGCUGCAACUGGCAGCAACUAUGCUAAAGCUGAAGUUACGACAUGGGCUGAUUAUCCCUGUGAAACUGAAUUAAAUGCAAUUUGUGAAAAGAAGGCAAAUGAUUAGAGCAGAAAUCUCUUUUAACUAAAAAAUAUCAUAUGUAUUUUGUUAAUCUUAUCCAGGGUCAAGGCCAUGGUUUUAAACCAAAAUCAGCUAGUUUUGUAAAAAUGUUGCAAAGCAGUGAUGUUUUUUUAAAGGAAAUAAUCUGAAAUUGAAAAAGUCAGUCUCUCUUUUUACGUAUUAGGCUAGCUUCAGGCCUUUUUGCACAAGACCUAUGUAAUUGUGCCAGAUGUAGUUGGGAUGGACGUUUCUCUGAGACCUGGCAACCAUGUUUUUCAAACACACUGCAAAUCCAACUACAAUUUUUAAUUUUAACGUCAAAAUUAUUCCCCAGCUAUAUCCUGUGUCAUCAUCAUGCAUAACUUUAAAUUUCAGUGCUUUUUUAGUUUCAACUAUUUGCACUUGUUGCUAUGUACAGUGAAACCUUGACUUACGAGUGAAUCAACUUACGAAUUUUCCGAGAUACGAGCCGUCGCUCAGUCGAUUUUUUGCUUUAAGAUGCGAGCUGAGAUCUGAGUCAGUAGGUAGCCCAGCGAGCGGUCAGUUCACGUGGUUAUCUCUCCAGGUCGUGUGUUGGCACUGUGUAACGACACUUCCUCACUCAUUUUCCAAACAAUCUGAAAGGGAGGAAGAAACAAACCUCCUUGGACAGGUUUUUAUUGAAACGCCCUGCAAGUGAAAGCGAGGAAAGUGUGGCGAAAAAGGCAAAAGUCAGUGAAUAAGAAGAUUAAGUGAAGUAAAAAAAAUGUAAAAAGUAGCAAUUAAGUUUAGCGAUAAAGUGUAGCAUAGUGUGUAAGUUAAACUUAGCAAUUAAUUGUAGCAUUAAGUAUGUAGCGAGUAAGUUAAGCGAUACAGCACAAAAUUAAAAACUCCGCCAACCUCCUCCACCAAUUUCCUUCACCUCCGCUAGCAUCUUCGUCUGAUCUUCAACAUAAAUACACUUAAUAAAACCAGUUUAUUUCUUUACAUUCUCUUUUAUUAUGUAUUAUUAUUUGUUUAUACAUUAUUUGUUAUUUAUAAAGUACAUUUUUUCUUAUUUAAAAACACGUAACAAAAAAAAUUGGUGUGGUUUUUGGGGGGCUGGAAUGGAUUAAUAGCAUUUCAAUUCAUUUUAAUGGAGAAAUUUAAUUUGAUAUACAAGCAAACUGAGUUACGAGCUUGGUCACAGAACCAAUUAAACUUGUAAGUCAAGGUAUUACUGUAUUAUGCAGUGACAAGUCAUAUCUAUCUAUCUAUCUAUCUAUCUA